CCUCCACGAGCGCCAGUGCUUGUUGGCAGCAGCGCCAGCAGCGGCGCCAGGCGAUGAGCAGGCGAGCAGUGUUGCAGCAGCAGCAGCAGCAGCACCAUGGGCACCACUGCGCACCGCCCCGCCAGUACCCAGCCCCACAGCAGCAGCGAGGGCAGCAGAAGCAGCGGCGGCAGGGGAAACAGCAGGAACGGCAGCAGCGGGGUGGGCAGAAGAGGAGGCGGUGUGGGCGCGGGCAGGCGAGCAGGUGGGCGGCCAGGUGCAGCGCCUCAUGUCUCCCCUCUCCCGCGUGCUGCUCGCCCUGCAGGGGGAGGAGAGUGGGGAAACCCAAGUUGAUGAGGGAAUGAGGGGGGCGGGUGGUAACGGAAGAGAGGGAGAAAGGGCAGGAGGAGAGGGAAGACGAGACAUAGAGUGCGUGAGAGGAGGAGGCACGGAGGUUGGGGACGAAGAGGCAGGGGAGGGAGCAGUGGGGUGGGUGGAGCGAGUGGAGGCACUGCGAGUGGUGAGGGCACGGGGCAGAGCGGUGAGGAAGAAGCGAUGGCGAGAGAAGAGGCGAGCAGAGCAAGCUAUUGCAUGGCAGCAGAGGGAGCAGCAGCGGCGGGUGGUGGAGGCGAGGAUAGACGCGUGGCGGGCGCGGGUGAUGGAGAGAGAUGCGCAGGCGAGCAUGGCACGUCAGCAGCAGGCGGAGGAAGAGGCGAGGGAGAAGAGGGAGCGGGCCCAGCUGCAGAAGCAG
Closterium sp. Yama58-4 is the source of this 730-nucleotide messenger RNA. The record is from the annotation of a GenBank genome assembly. NCBI's taxonomy places the organism in Eukaryota, Viridiplantae, Streptophyta, Zygnematophyceae, Desmidiales, Closteriaceae.